AAAACCCUUAUUUUGAAGGAUAUUCACCAAUUUGCCUACUGGAAUAAGAAAAAGUUAUAGCGAAAAAUAAAGAGACAAAACCCUAAAUUGGAAAGGAUGGAAAAAUUUGGGAAAGGGGUAUGAUAUGUUCUUCUAAUUUCUAAACCAGUUUUCGCGUAUCUAUUGUGUGCGGUUCUUAAGUGGACGGUUGAAGAUCAACUGACAAGACUUGUCCGGCGGCUUUGUUGUGGUGUGACUCGACUAUGUUCCAACAUUAGAACAGAUUUGAUUUUUAAUGGCUUUCAGUCUUCGUUUCGGGACGUAUAAGGUGAUCGGAAUGCAAGGCAGGCCAGAUUAUAUGGAGAAGAGGAGAUCUAGAAGUCCGUAAAGAUUUAGGUUGCAGUAAUUGGAGUAUUGGAGUCUAAAUCCAUCGCCUCAAGGUCAUUUCUUCCAAGUUUCUGUUGGAGUCACGGUUCAGGAAUGGAAGACUUGGGUGCGCAAGUUGCUCCCCCUAUCUUCUUUCAUCAGGGACUUCCGGGUCGAUUAUGUGAAGUAUCUCCUAUGCUGAAGAAGCGUGAUCUGCCAUGGCGAAGCACAACUCUUAACCAUCAAGCACAGCAUCUGUUCAAUUCCAAUUCCCAACAUGCCAAGGGUGAGUGGAACCCCUUGGUUAAUUCCAAUUCCCAACCGGCGAAGGGUGAUUGGAGUCCCAUGGUUUGGGACUGGGACAGUUCAAAGUUCCUUGCCAGGCCCUCGGAGGCGGAGGUUCUUCAGUUGGGGUCGUCUGUAGUUGAAUCUGGAAGGAAAAAGGAUGGGGACGAGACUUUCCAGGUUCUGAAGAAGAGCUCUGUUCAUGAAGAUGGUGAGAAACUCGCUUUAAAACUUGGUGGCAGUUUAUAUUCGGUCGAUGACUCUGCAACGAGACCCAACAAACGAGUCCGAUCUGGUUCUCCUGGUACUGGAAGUUACCCAAUGUGUCAAGUAGAUGAUUGUAGAGGAGAUCUAUCCAAUGCAAAGGAUUAUCACCGGCGACAUAAGGUCUGUGAGCUUCACAGCAAGACCAUCAAAGCACUUGUGGGGCAGCAGAUGCAGAGGUUUUGCCAGCAGUGUAGCAGAUUUCACCCCCUUUCUGAAUUUGAUGAGGGGAAGAGAAGCUGUAGGCGUCGGCUCGCGGGGCACAACCGAAGAAGAAGAAAAACACAACCAGACGAUGUUUCCUCGCGGUUUAUGAUACCUGGAAGCAGGGAGAACGGCGGUAAUGGGAACCUAGAUGUUGUCAAUUUGUUAACCAUUUUAACUCGUCUCCAAGGGAAUAAUAUUGAUAGAAGUGCAAAUACUCCACCAAUUCCCGAGAAAGACAGGCUCAUCCAAAUUAUUAGCAAGAUUAAUAAUUCAUUACCUGUUGCUGCUAACUCUGCUUCUUGGCCACCAUCAGAAAGUUUUGACCUAAACGUUUCACAACCGGCUCCAUUGGACCACUCUAACAAAAUUAAUGGCAACACAUCUUCUCCAUCAACCACAGAUUUGCUUACUGUACUUUCAGCUGCAUUAGCACCAUCUCCUGAUAGUCUUGGGAUUACCUCUCAAAGAAGCAGCCAUGGCAGUGAUGAUGAUAAAACUAAAUUAAACUGUGUUGACCAGCAUGCUAGUGUCACCUCACAGAAAGAAUCAACUUCAGGGUUCCCAUUGGUUGGAGAGAGGAGUAACAGUGACUUUCGGUCUCCAAUUGAAAUUUCGGAUUGCCAGAUUCAAGAGUCUCAGCCAAGUCUGACAUUCCAGCUUUUUAGCUCAUCUCCUGAGGGUGAUAGCCCGCCGAAAUUGGAAUCAUCUAGGAAAUAUUUCUCCUCCGAUAGCAGUAAUCCCAUGGAGGAGAGGUCACUGUCGUCAUCACCUGUUAUGCAAAAACUAUUCCCAAUGCAGACAAGUGCGGAAAUUAUGAAACUUGAGAGGGCGUCAGUCAGUGUAGAGGACAAUGGUACAGUUGAGGCCAGCAGUACUCGUGGUUGGAGCUCUGCACUGGAACUCUUUAAAGGGCCAAAUGGUAGAGUUGAAAAUGGUUCAGUUCAAAUUCCGCCAUACCAAGCGGGCUAUGCAUCUUCUUCUGGGUCUGACCAUUCACCUUCUAGUUCAAAUUCUGAUGCUCAAGAUCGUACUGGGCGGAUCAUUUUUAAAUUAUUUGAUAAAGAUCCUAGUGAUUUUCCUGGGACACUGCGCACACAGAUAUAUAAUUGGCUAUCUCACUGUCCUGCUGAAAUGGAGAGCUACAUUAGGCCUGGUUGUGUGGUUCUUUCAGUUUAUGUAUCAAUGCCUUCUACUGCCUGGGACCAGCUCCAGGAAGACCUCCUUCUGCGUGUCAAUUCACUAAUUCAGGACCCAGAUUCUGAUUUCUGGAGGAGUGGAAGGUUUCUGGUUCACACGGACAGGAAGUUGGUAUCACAUAAAGAUGGAAUAGUUCGUCUUUGCAAAUCCUGGAGAACAUGGAGUGCUCCUGAGCUAGUCUCUGUGUCUCCAUUGGCUAUUGUUGGUGGGAAGGAGACAUCUCUUGUCUUGAAGGGUCGAAAUCUGACUGUUCCAGGCACCAAAAUCCAUUGCACGUAUAUGGGAGGAUACAUAUCAAAAGAAGUUUCUGGUUUGCCCUGUGAAGGCAUAGUUUAUGACAACUCAAGCUUGGAAAUUUUGAAGUUUACUGCAGGAGCUCCUGGUGUUCUAGGCCGCUGUUUUAUUGAGGUGGAGAAUUCUUUCAAAGGGAACUGCUUUCCUGUUAUCAUUGCUGAUGAUACCAUCUGUCAAGAACUGAAUGUCCUUGAAUCUGAAUUUGAGGAAGGUACAGAACAUCUUCAGGAUUUUGCGCGGCCAAGAUCUAGGGAGGAUAUUCUGCACUUCCUAAAUGAACUUGGAUGGGUUUUACAAGGGAAGAGCACUCCUUUGAGGUCUGAAGGUCUGGAUUCCUCAUAUGUGAGGUUCAAAUAUCUCUUCACCUUCUCAGUUGAUAGGGGCUGGUGUGCUCUGGUUAAGACUCUCCUGGAUAUACUCAUGGAGAAACACUCGGGGAAGGAUGGAGUAUCGAAGGAAUGCAUGGAAGCACUCUCUGAGAUUCAUCUGUUAAACAGGGCAGUGAAGAGGAAGUGUAGGAGCAUGGUUAAAUUGCUAGUCCAUUAUUCUUUAACCAGCAGUAAUGCCUCAAAAAAAUACCUCUUCCCACCUAAUUUGGCUGGACCAGGUGGUGUUACACCUCUGCAUUUGGCUGCAUCAAUGAAAGAUUCAGAGGACUUGAUUGAUGCUUUGACAAACGACCCACAAGAGAUUGGAUUGAGCUGCUGGGCUUCAGUACAGGAUGCGAAUGGACAGUCUCCAUAUGCAUAUGCCUCGAUGAGGAACAACCACUCAUACAACAGGAUUGUGGCUCGGAAGCUUGCUGACAGAAAACAUGGUCAAGUCACGAUAGCGGUUGGGGAUGAGCUGUCCUUAAACAAGUCAUGGAUAAUGGCCAAACAGGCUGAGAGGCAAGGGAUCCAGUCAUUGCAAAGGCGACAGUCUUGUACCAGGUGUGUGGCUUUGGAGACCAGAUACAAGAAGCGAAUUGCAGGUGCACAAGGGUUGAUUCAGAGGCCCUACGUCCAUUCAAUGCUGGCAGUUGCUGCUGUCUGUGUUUGUGUGUGCAUCUUAUUCCGAUGCCUCCCCGACGUCGGAUCUGUUGCUCCCUUCAAGUGGGAGAACGUGCUAUAUGGUUCAAUUUAGCCUGGUAACCAGAAGAGGUGCUUAAUAAGCUUCUAAAACAUUUUACUGGUAAAGAGACGGGCCCAGAAGAGAUGUAGAAUUGUGGAGUGGUCAGUUCUGUUUCAGAUUCUGCGUGCCUCUCACCAGCCAGCCAGCCAGCCAGCCAGCUCGAAUGGGUUCUUGUGGGUCUAAGGUACUUUUUAGCCCAUUUUUGGUGGAUACAUGGAUACAUUACUUUUUUUCUUCUGUGGUGGGGACUGGCCUAUAAGGAAACCCCUGAAAGACUGCGAUUUGGCAUCUGGGAUAGUGCAGAAGGCAGAAGCAAAAUGCCAGGAGGGAGACCCCACCUCCCAUCCCUGCACCCCCUCACCCCCUCACUCGUUUAUAAAUGGACAAAAAGGGAAUUCAAAUUCCAAAAAUGAGAGAAGCUAGUAUGGGACAAUGGGUACAAGGAAGGCAGGGAUAAUGCAGAGCUUUAAGAUUAUUCUGAGUAAGUUACCCCCUUUUAUAUAUAUAUAUAUAUAUAUAUAUCAUUAUUAUAAGAUUCAUGGUCACCAAGACUCAAUGGGGAGCUGACCAUGGGUUUUUUUAAUUGUAAAUUCGCAAGUGUGGAUGUAGAAUGAGAUGGAAUAUAAGUUUAUGCAGAUAGAUAAGGGAAUAUUUAUUUAUUGGAUCAAAUUCUUACUAAGAAAUUAUUUGAUUA
Molecule: messenger RNA, 4399 nt
Organism: Macadamia integrifolia
Lineage: Eukaryota; Viridiplantae; Streptophyta; Magnoliopsida; Proteales; Proteaceae
Product: squamosa promoter-binding-like protein 14
Exons: 12
Coding region: 460-3717 (1085 amino acids)
Cellular component (GO): nucleus
Molecular function (GO): DNA binding
Source: RefSeq, a predicted model, not a curated record